Messenger RNA from Populus euphratica (Euphrates poplar), 2716 nucleotides. Its product is annotated as protein LONGIFOLIA 1-like. Gene Ontology annotation, biological process: regulation of monopolar cell growth. NCBI's taxonomy places the organism in Eukaryota, Viridiplantae, Streptophyta, Magnoliopsida, Malpighiales, Salicaceae. The coding region runs from base 195 to 2576 and encodes 793 amino acids. The transcript has 4 exons. The record is from RefSeq and is a predicted model, not a curated record.
GAGACGCUGAUGUAGGCGCAGUCACAGAGAGAAAGACACGCAGGAAAGGGAGAGAAAGGGAUUUUGAGUGAGUGAGAAAUGAAGUCUGGAGAGUGAAGUAUUUUCCGAAGAGAAAGAAACAAAGACUUUCCAUAUCGAUAGCGAGCGUGUUGACGGAGAAUCUAGAAGUUGUAUAUAAAGAUAGGAAAAACAAAAUGAUGGGAAUAGUGCAAGAGCAGAACAUGGAGAAGCACAUAGAGAAGCAAAUGGGUUGCAUGGCAGGGUUCCUACAGAUCUUUGAUCGUCACCAGAUUAUCACUGGAAAACGCCUCUAUGCCACCAGACGUCUCCCUUCAUCUAUGGGUGUUGAUUCUACUCCGAAGUCAGAGAAGUCAAUGGGAUCACCAGCGAUAUCAAGAGAAUUGGAGAAAUCGCAGCAAACAAGAACAAUGCCUUCUCCAGACAGGUUUCAGCAAUCUCCGGUAACGGAGAUCCGGUCGCCGGCGGCACCGGAGUCUCCAAUACCGGUUGAGAUUCAAUCAAAAUCGCAUCUUACUCCUUCUGUAUUUGAAUUGAAAGACGGCACGAAAUCAUCCUGGAGAUCCUGCAAAGAAGCUCCAAGACUGUCUCUCGAUAGCAGAGCAACUUUUGAUGCGAAAGGAAGCCUUAAACCGAGAGAGAUCCGUACCAAUGCUGCGAUUUUGUCGGUCAAUGGUUGCGAAAACAACGUAGAGCAAGCAGACUACAAUGACAAGCAACGCCGAUCACCAAGUGUAAUUGCGAGGCUCAUGGGGCUUGAGCCAUUGCACGACGUGGAUCCUGAACAGGUGAAGAAACCUGAACUGAGAAGAUCUGCUUCGGAGUCCAGAGCCUCCAGAGAGCUGUUUCAGUAUCGAUUCAUUGAUGGAGUCAAUUUUCAGUUAAAGCAAACACAGCAGCAAAACAAACAAAGCAAUGUUUCUAGCAAAGGAGCUAAAGAUCAGAAACUAAAUGGCAGAACAGUAGACCCAAAAGCGUACGAUGUGGUGCGGAAUGCGAGAGCUGAACCAGCUAGAGCUCAACACAGAGGGAUUGGACAGAGGAGGAGCUUCUUUGAUUCAGCUGAUUUCUUUCCCGAGCCAAAACAGACAGUUUCUAUAUAUGGUGAGAUUGAGAAGAGGCUGAGAAUGAGAGGAAUCGAUGAGCCAUCGAAAGACCUCGAAACCCUCAAGCAUAUCCUUGAAGCUCUGCAACUCAAAGGCCUUCUACAUUCCAACAAGCCAGCAAAUCAAAUUAAUCAAAGAAACUUCAUUUACGAAGAAUCUCCGAUCGUCCUAAUGAAGCCAGCAAAAUUACUAGCCUCAAUGAACAUGCCAGCUGGAAGAAUCAUCAACGACUCGCCUCUUUCAAAUUUUAGACCAAGAUCUGGUGUACAUCGAGAUCCAAACUAUGCUGAGACAUUGCCGGCAAUAAGUCCCAGGCGCGAGCGUCCAGAGAUCGAAAAGAAUGCAAGGGGGCAAGUCAGAGGUAGGAAUUUGAGUUCGCCAAUGGGAAACGAGAGUGGCAGUAGAAGUCCCAGUAUGAGGAGACCUUUGAGCGUUGAAACGCAGAAGAGAGUUAGCAAUGAUACGGUCGAGCAAAGAAGAGUGUCUCCGGUUCAAUCUCCUAAAAUCAUUUCGAGAAAAACUGGGUUAGAUCAGACGACAACUCGGGCACUUAGAAGAAAACCAGCGGUUGAGAUAUAUCGCAAGGAUGACAAAUCGUUUGUCUCUGCAUACGAUGACUUGUCCACUUUCUCCGAGAGUAGUGUCAGCACCUCUUCUCACGCUGAUAUGGAGAGGUCGAAAUUAGAGGAUUAUAACGAAGGGAGAAAUCUAUUAGAGAGGUGCGAUAAGCUGCUCCACAGCAUAGCGGAGAUAACUGCCAGCGAGUUGCAACCUAGUCCGGUAUCAGUGCUCGACUCGUCCUUUUACAAGGAGGAAUCUUCUCCUUCACCUGUAAUGAAACGGACCGUUGAUUUCAAAGAUCAAUUAGAAGAAGUAGAGAUAGAGGAUGAUAUUUGGAGCACAACAAUCUCAACAGCUGAGUCAAAUUCCGAUGACUCUGACCUUAUGUACAUUUCUGACAUCCUCCGAGCUUCGAAUUAUUUGCCUGAGGACUCCGAUAUAUUCCUGCUGCUAGAGAAGCAGCAAUAUCUUAAAGGGAAGGACACUUCCAAAGUGUCAACACUCCAAAGAAAGCUUGUUUUUGACACAAUCACGGAAAUUAUGAAUCGCAGGAGACAUUUGCCUCCUUGGAAGGCCAUUAGUUGGACGAAUCCUGAGAGUGGACCAAUUUCAUUGCAACAAAUCUGGUCAGAAUUUCAAAGAAUUCGGCAGAGGGACGCAUCAGAUGACUUGUUUGAAGUGAUCUGUGGAGUGCUUAGAAAGGACCUGGCAGGUGAUACCAUUAGUGGAUGGGGAGAUUGCCCAGUUGAGAUGUCUGAAGCUGUUUUAGAUAUUGAGAGACUGGUAUUCAAGGAUUUAAUUGGCGAAACCAUCCGAGAUCUCGCUGCUUUUGGCCGGAAGGGAAAAUGCAAUCAAGGAGACCCCUUGCCUCGAAGGAAAUUGGUAUUCUGAAAACAAACGAACAAAAAAAUAAAGCAGCCAUCGCCUUUUUCGUUCGUUUUUUCGCUUCUUUUUUUGGUUUUUGUUUUUUGCAAGGGAGGAUUUAACAAUGUGGUGGGGAAUGUUUAGUUUAAUUCACCAGAAAACCAGCA